Molecule: messenger RNA, 1836 nt
Organism: Aspergillus candidus
Lineage: Eukaryota; Fungi; Ascomycota; Eurotiomycetes; Eurotiales; Aspergillaceae
Exons: 6
Coding region: 289-1314 (341 amino acids)
Source: RefSeq, a predicted model, not a curated record
GUCUGUUUCGCUUGCUUAUUUUUGCAUUGCAUCACCCUCUCUCUCUCUCUCUCUCUCUCGCUCUCUCUCUCUCUCCUCAUUUCCUUGCUUUCUCUCCUAUCUCUCCCUCUCCUCUUUUCUUCUUUUCUUCUUUUCUUUCCCACCUCCUUCUUUCUACCUUAAUAUUCUUUUCUACUUACAUACUUUAUUAAUCCUUUCGAUUCCUCCCCACAACCCCCAUAUUUACCAUCCUCCUGUUUACUCGGCUACUUAUCUCUCCGGAAUUCCACCUCCCGCUUCCCUCCCACCAUGGCCGACUCCAACAGCUUCGGGGAUGUCAGCUAUCCCAAUCCCAACGGUGACAACACCGGCAAUGUCUUCACAAAGGGUCCCGUCGUGGAUAAUAUCAAAUCCGAAGCCUCCCGCACCGGUCAAGAAUUCCGGGACUUGAGCAACGCCAAAGUCGCGCCCGACACCACCACCGCCACCGGGCAGCCCCUGACCUAUUACCACUCCCUGCUGUACAGCCUGCUCAGCUGGGAACAACCCCGUGCUACCGCCACCUCCUUCGCCAGCGUCGUGGUCUUCAUCUUCGCCGCCCGUUACCUGCCUCUUCUGCGCUGGUUCUUCAAGUUCAUCUAUGUCGCGCUUGGCUUCAUGGCCGCCUUGGAGAUCGGCGGCAAGGUUGCCCUGUCCUAUGGCCUCGCCAGCUCGUUCCGCCCCCGCAAGUACUACACCAUCCCCAAGGAGACCAUUGAGGCGGUCCUGGAGGAUCUCGAGCAGCUGUUCGACUUUGCCCUCAUCGAAUUCCAGCGCGUUCUGUUCGUCGAGAACAUUGUCCACACCCUUGCUUCUUUCUUCGCGGCCUUUACCGCCUACUGGCUGAUCAAGUUCCUCCCCUUCUGGGGCCUGUCCCUCUUUGCGGCGAGCGUGGCGUACCUGGGUCCCCUGGUCUACAUCAACAACCGUGAAGUCAUCGAUGCCCAGAUUGAGAGGGCGCAGGCGAUGGUCAACGACCAGGCCAACCAGAUCAAGGACCUGGCGGAGGAGCGUACCACCCAGGCCACCGGUCUCAUGAAGCAGUACGUCGACGACUACAGCGCCAAGGCCCAGGAGUACAUUGGCCAGCGCCGUUCUGCCUCACCGGAGAUGGCCAAGGUCGCCAACCCCGUGAUCAAGAAGGAGCCGGUGUCCGAGCCCGCCGUCAAGACCUCCGACUUUCCGGAGGCGCCCCAGCAGGAGCCCCAGCAGGAGUCCCAGCAGGAGCCCGUGGUAGAGUCCAUCGAGACCUCCAGUCCCGCGCAGGUCCAACAGGAGCCGCUCUUGGCUGUGUAAAGGAUGCUCCGCAAGGCCGCCCCUUCAUCUGCCGCCGGGUCCUCCUUCCUCCUUUUGGAUGUGUGGGCGCUUGGUGGCAUAGUGACGGAUUCUUUUCCCUUGCAUUCCGACGGGAAGGAGUCUAGUCGGAGCAGUGCAGUUGUGCCAGUGUGUGUAUGUGUGGGACGAACCCAAGCGAGAAUUGACCCGAUAUCAUGGUACCCAGAAGGAUAAUUUCGUUGUUGUACGAUGAUCAGAUGGUAUGAUGUGAAUCUUUCCCAGUAGGGGAAUUUCCCCCUUCGUAUUUUAUUUCAUUCUCUUUCAUCCUAUCCUUUUCUCCCUUGAUUGAAUUGAACCCUCGCUGCUGUGUUCCGUUCCGUUCUCUCCUAUUUGUGUCGUACCACAAAAAAUUCUGUCUUUCCACAGAUAGACCACACCAUCGGAUUUGUGUAUUUUCUACGGGAACCCAAUCAGAGGCUGUGUACUUUUGACCACCACCUAUGUACCUACCGUAAGGAAUGAUUGAUUGAUUGAUUGAUUGAU